Octodon degus (degu) is the source of this 1251-nucleotide messenger RNA. RefSeq names its product ubiquitin carboxyl-terminal hydrolase 17-like protein 6. Gene Ontology annotation, biological process: regulation of apoptotic process; protein deubiquitination. Gene Ontology annotation, cellular component: cytosol; nucleus. Bases 1 to 1251 code for a protein of 416 amino acids. Lineage: Eukaryota; Metazoa; Chordata; Mammalia; Rodentia; Octodontidae. Gene Ontology annotation, molecular function: cysteine-type deubiquitinase activity; cysteine-type endopeptidase activity. The transcript is spliced from 2 exons. The record is from RefSeq and is a predicted model, not a curated record.
AUGUGUCAGGUUGCUUACAGCGACGCCGACAGAAUCCAAAGGUGCAAACAGCAGAAGUGCUCCUGCGCGGUGCAGGCGGACGACUGGGUUGAAAUCUGGAGCUCACAGCAGUGCCCAAUCGGCGUCCUUACUGCGGGCCCAAAGUUCUGCCGGGGAAGGAUGAAGGCUCUGCACUGCAAGCCCAGAGAACACAUCCAAGAGAAGACAAAAGCGUGGAGCCCUCCUCCAGAAAAGCAGCCGCUCAUUGCUGUCAACUUGCACAAUGCAGAGCUGUGCAGUGAGAUGGAUCCAGAGGAAGCCAAGGCACCUGCUAGGCAAAACAUUCAACUGAGAUGGAUAAGACCUUACAGAGCCGGUGCUGGUCUCCGGAAUGUGGGAAACACAUGCUACAUGAACGCCAUGCUUCAGUGUCUGACGUACACACCACCUCUUGCCAACUAUAUGUUGUCCCUGCAGCACAAACCAACCUGUCUUGGCAUGAGAUUUUGCAUGCUGUGCUCUAUGCGCAAUCACAUUAAUUGGGCUCUCCAUCACCCUGGCUGGGUUUUCCAGCCUUCAGAUACAUUUAUUGUUGGUUUCCAUAGACAGAAACAGGAAGAUGCUCAUGAAUUUCUCAUGUUCAUUGUGAAUGCCAUGCACAAGUCCUCUCCACAUGAGUCCAAACAGUGUGAUCUUGACUCUGAGGGCAGAGACCUAAUGCAUCAAAUAUUUCAGGGACACUGGAGAUCUCAAAUCAAGUGUCUCCACUGUGGAGGGAUUUCUGAAACGUUUGAUCCUUAUCUGGACAUUACUCUGGAUAUCAAAACAGCUCAGAGUGUGCAACAAGCUUUGACACAAUUGGUGGAGCCUGAAGAACUGGUUGGGGAAAAUGCCUAUAACUGUAGUAUUUGUCGAAAAAAUGUGCCUGCUACCAAGACACUGUCUUUCCAUAGAACCUCAAAAGUCCUCAUGUUUGUAUUAAAAAGGUUCUUAGACUUCACUGGAAAGAAGCUUUCUAAGCGUGUGCAGUAUCCUCAGUGGCUUGACAUGCAGCCGUACGUGUCUGUGCAGAGCCAGGGCGCUCUUGUAUACACCCUUUAUGCUGUGCUGGUCCACGCUGGGCUGUCCUGUCACAGCGGACACUACUUUUGUUACAUCAAAGCUGGAGAUGGACAGUGGUACCAGAUGGAUGACAACAAGGUAACCUCCUGUGACAUCGCCUCUGUCUUGCGACAGGAGGCUUAUGUUCUUUUUUAUGUCCAAGAAGAGUAA